This is a messenger RNA of Zygosaccharomyces rouxii, 321 nucleotides long. It is a transcript of the gene ECM15, whose product is annotated as Ecm15p. The coding region runs from base 1 to 321 and encodes 106 amino acids. The transcript has a single exon. The record is from RefSeq and is a predicted model, not a curated record. Lineage: Eukaryota; Fungi; Ascomycota; Saccharomycetes; Saccharomycetales; Saccharomycetaceae. Gene Ontology annotation, cellular component: cytosol.
AUGCCAAAGAUUCCCUGCCUUGCUGAUCUUUGCAUGGUACCUAUAGGUACCGGUUCUGCAAGCGUUUCUGAUUUUGUUACCAUCGUUGAAAGAAGGAUUCGUGAAUCCCAUCUGAAAAGUACAUUACACAGUGCGGGAACUACUAUUGAGGGUCCCUGGGAUGAAGUGUUCACUUUGAUAGGUGAGUUACAUGAAUUAGCUCAUGAAAAUGGCUAUGUUAGAAUACAAUCUUCCCUAAGAGUAGGCACCAGAACUGAUAAACACCAAACCGCUCAAGAAAAGGUUGACACCGUUCUUCAGAAGUUGGAAAAACCACAUUGA